UGCUCCAUUACAGGAAGGAUGUGGAGGCUUUUGUGAGGGUGCAGAGGAGGAAUACUGGAACGCUGCCUGGGUCAGCGGGCAUUAGCAACAGGCGGAAGGUAGAGAAACGUGGAGCGCCGGAGGCUGAGGGGAGACCUGAUAAAACUGCUGCCCAGACCUUCCAUAGGAUGUCAGAGGCGAGUGAGCUGGUGGGGGGUGACGGCAAACCCCAGCGGCACAGUCACCGGCUGCUGGACCUGUGCGUGGUGGCUGGGCUGGGGCCCACCCGUCUGGAGAUGCUGCUGAAGGAUCUGCAGCAGAACGGUGAUGAUGCCGACACCGUCUCUCCGGAGGUGUUGUCCGUCCACGCCCCGCCGUUCAUCAGCCCGCAGUCGGCACGGGCCGGGGCGGAGGAGAGCAGCGCCCCACCGGGAUUUUGCCGCAGCAACGCCCAGCCGCCCAGCGAGGCAAUGGCCACACGCAAGGGGGUCGACCUGUGUGGGAUCCCAGAGCUGUGCUUCCCAGACGGGUUCCAUCUGGACACGGAGGGGAAGCCAGAUUCCUUCCACUUCCUGGUGCUGACGGAUAUCCAUGGCAACCGGGAGCAGGGGGUGGUGCUGCGGGUGUACCGGGAGCUGCAGGUGCCCCAGGACACUGAGCCAGUGGGUGCGUACCCCCGCCCACGUGCCCCCGUUGCCAUCUGCCUGAUCAGCAAGUUCCCCUACUACAGCGCGCUGAAGGAUUGCCUCUCCUGCGUGCUGCCUGAGCUCCGUGCCUGCGGCCAGCAGGAGUUUGAGAGGAAGGUGAGGGUGUUAGCUGCCCAGCUCACCCUGGUACCCUGCCCUCCGCCCGGCAGCCUCCAACUGUGCUUUGAACUGGGCCCCAUCAUCGUGGUGCUGCCCCCGCCCGAGGAUGUGGACACGCCCCCCAUUGACAUCAGCCUCCACCUCCCCCUGCUCUGCUUCAGCCCCAGCACUGUCCUGCAGAUCGUGACGUGUUUGCUGACGGAGCGACGCCUGGUGUUCGUGUCUCGGGAUUGGCCGCUGCUCACGCUGAUGACCGAGUGCUUCGUCUACUACCUGCGGCCGUUGCCAUGGCGACAUCCCUACAUCCCGGUGCUGGCCAGCUCCAUGCUCGACAUGCUCAUGGCCCCCACCGUCUUCCUCAUGGGCUGCCACUCCAGGCACAUCCGCACCGUCAUCGAGCUGGAGGAGUUGGUGCUGGUGGACAUAGACACGGGGACGGUGGUCUUUCCCCAGAACCCGGAGUUCCACGCCCCCCCUCUGCCCACCGCCAUCACAGAGGAGUUCAUCACCAGUGUCCGGAGGUUGCGGCUGCACCCUGAGCUGGCGUCGGCAUCACUGCCCAUCUGCACAGGUCUGGCUGCCGUCCGGCAAAGAGACCUCCAUCGGCGGCAACAGAUCAACAGCCACGUCCAACGCAUCUUCCUGCAGCUCAUCGGCAGCCUGCUGAGAGACGUCACCAAGUAUCUGAACCUCAAGCACCGGGUGUUUAUCAAGAAAGACUUCCUGGACUCACGCGAGCCCGCCUCACAGCCCUUCUACAUCAGUCACCUGCGGACUGACCUCUUCCACUGCUUCCUCAAGGCCCGGCUCAACGACAGGGUGGACGCCUUCAGCCGCUGGGAGAUGGCCACUCGUCCGCAGACCCCCAGGUUGAACGCCGAGCUAUCUCCUACCGGCCACUCCUCUCCAUUCACCAGCGACGCUGCCCGCACCAUCGAUGACCACAUGUCCCAGGAGCCCAGCCUGGCCACAUCACUCACCUCUCACCCCCCCGCUGACCCCGGCAACACAGGAGUACGUGUGCGCCCCACCGUUGUGCCGCGCUGCCUGUACCUGCCCCCACUACCCAGCGCCCCUCUGGAUGAUCUGAGCGUGUCUCUGUUCUACACCAAACUGGUGGUGGACAUCACACGGGAGCUGGAGGGGGUGGGUGGUGAUGAUGGGGGUGUACGGGCAGUUUGCCUGUACCUGCGGGGGGUAGUGCGGUUGUGCCAGGGGCAGCCCGUGCCCGCCCUGCUGGACUUCCAGAGCCUGGAGAAGAUCGACAUGGACUUCUUCCCGCUGGAGCUGGUGCGGCAGACGCUGGAAUCUAUGAGCACUGAGCAGCUGCGGGCCUUGCAGGAGACAGAGGGGCUGAAGGGCCUGCUGCACGGCGUGCUGGAGAAGCACUGGGACCGCGCGCGGCCCGAACACAGCGUACGAGACCUGGAGCUGCCCGUCUGGCCCCUCGACCGCCAGCAGUUCACCGCCCUGGCACAGGCGGCUGGCCUGGUCAGCACCACAAUCACAGCAGACUGCCUCUUCGAUAUCCUUGCCGCCGGUGAGUCCCAACCCCCCUCACCCCUACACACUGAAUGGAGCAGCAAAGACCAGCCGAGUCUGCAGCUCGCCAAGGAACGCCAGUUAGUCAAGAUAGCUGGGCUGGAGAGGAGCUGA
Messenger RNA from Amblyraja radiata (thorny skate), 2441 nucleotides. RefSeq names its product DENN domain-containing protein 3-like. Gene Ontology annotation, cellular component: cytoplasmic vesicle. Gene Ontology annotation, biological process: regulation of Rab protein signal transduction. The coding region runs from base 168 to 2441 and encodes 757 amino acids. The transcript is spliced from 15 exons. The record is from RefSeq and is a predicted model, not a curated record. Lineage: Eukaryota; Metazoa; Chordata; Chondrichthyes; Rajiformes; Rajidae.